GCUUUUGUCGUGAGCCAUGUAACAGUGUUUUGUUUUGAUUGUCAAUUAAGAAGUACUAAGCGUCGCGUUAUCUCGGCCUGAUAUACCUUGGAAAACGAUGGAAAAGUGGCUGAUAAGUCGUCAAAAGGUUGCUGAAGCGUCAGGCAAUACUGAACAGUCACCCGAUCAUGAUGUGUCCUCCUCUACCAGUACUCCGACACAAGAAAAAAGAAAACUUGAAAACAAGGAAUCGUCUCUGAAAAAAAGGAAAUAUGAUGGUAGUUAUAUUCAGUUUGGUUUUACAAACUCAGGAGACCCUGAUUCUCCAUUACCACAGUGUGUCGUUUGUGCAGAAACGCUGUCAAAUCAUUCGCUAAAGCCGUCUUUACUACGUCGCCAUUUAGAAACUAAACAUGCUAAUUUGAAAGACCAGUCGGUAUCCUUCUUUCAACAUAAAUUAAAAGAUCUCAAACAAAGACAAAAGUCUAUUGAGGCGCUUUCCCAAAACACGAAUGAAAACGCUCUACAAGCCUCUUUUAGAGUGAGUUAUUUAAUUGCUAAGCAAGCGAAACCUCACACUAUUGGGGAGAACCUUAUAUUGCCUGCAGCAAAAGAGAUAGUGAAAUGUAUGUUUGGAGAAAAAAUGGCACGUGAACUUGAUGUUAUUCCUAUGUCAAAUAACACUGUCUCUCGUCGUAUUGCAAACAUGUCAGAGAAUCUGAAAACUAACCAAAUAAAACGGAUUUUAGAAAGCGAUUACUUUGCCAUACAACUUGAUGAAUCCACAGACAUAACAAACUUGGCUCAACUUUUAACGUACGUUCGUUAUGUGCAUUCCAAAAAGUUUCAUGAAGAAUUCCUGUUUUGUCGUGCCCUUACGGUUCGCACUACCGGGGAGGAUAUAUUUAAUAUGGUCGACGGUUUUCUGAAAGAAAACCAAUUGGAUUGGUCAAAAUGUGUAGGAAUAUGUACUGAUGGUGCCAGAGCAAUGACUGGUCGUUUUUCAGGACUUGUAAAGCGGAUACAAGAUGUAGCCCCAGAAGCAAAAUGGACGCAUUGUGGAAUUCAUCGAGAGGCACUGGCUUGUAAAAAAAUUCCAGCCAGCUUAGAUAUUACUCUUAAAAAUGCUGUAAAAAUUGUCAACUUAAUCAAGGCCCGUGCCACAAACUCUAGAAUUUUCGCAGCUAUUUGCAAAGAGCUUGGCAGUGAACACGAGACUCUGUUGUUACAUACUGAAGUGCGUUGGCUGUCCAGAGGAAGAGUUGUUUCGAGAAUGUUUGAGCUGAGACAUGAAAUUGAGUUAUUUUUGGUCGAACAGCGACACGAUGAGUACAAACAGAUGCUGAUUGACCCUGUGUGGCUGCAAAAAUUGGCUUACUUGUCAGAUAUCUUUACAAAAUUAAAUGAGUUGAAUUUGGGACUACAAGGCCGUGAUACAACCAUAUUCACUAUGCAGGAGAAAGUUGAGUCCACAAUAAAAAAAAUAUCCCUCUGGACAUCUUUAAUUGACAAGUGUAAAUAUGACCAGUUUCCGAAUCUUAAACUUUUUUUGGAUACAACUUCUUCGACAGUAAAUGAAGAUUUAAAAUCAGACAUAAAAUGCCACUUGCAAAAUCUGUCGACGGCUUUACGCAGUUACUUCCCAGAAAUAUCGCCGCAAUGGAACUGGAUAAACAAUCCUUUUGUGAACCAUUCCGUCGACCACCUACCCAUCUCUGAUCAAGAGGAAUUAAUAGACAUCUCAUGCAACAACAGACUCAAGAGUUGUUUUGCAGAGCAAUCACUGGGUGACUUUUGGGCUAAUUUAAAAGAUAUUUAUCAUAUCAGUGAAUCAGCAAUAAAAUAUUUACUGCCAUUUUGCACGACUUACCUUUGUGAAAGCGGAUUUUCGGCCAUGACGAACUUAAAAACUAAACAUCGUCACAGACUUCAUCUUGAACAUGAUUUAAGACUGAAACUGACUGAAGUACAGCCAGAUUUUCAAGAGCUGUGCAAAGAAAAACGUGCACAUUUGUCACAUUAGCGUCU
Messenger RNA from Ostrinia furnacalis (Asian corn borer), 2007 nucleotides. RefSeq names its product zinc finger BED domain-containing protein 5-like. The transcript has 2 exons. Lineage: Eukaryota; Metazoa; Arthropoda; Insecta; Lepidoptera; Crambidae. The record is from RefSeq and is a predicted model, not a curated record. The coding region runs from base 98 to 2002 and encodes 634 amino acids.